UAAAAUAAAAUAACAUUAAAAAAAACUUCCUCUGAGGAUGCUAAUUUGUCCGGUAUUGUUGUUUUUUUGGCAUGUGAGGCAAGGAUGGGGCUGUAGCAAGCAGGAGUGCAGAGGUGCGGGAUUGGGGGCGGGGCGCGGUGAGCAGGGGGUGCUCUGGGGUGAUUCGAGCACAGAAAAGGCAGGGGAUUUAGUGGAGAAGGCGCGGGAUUGGGGCCAGGCUCGGUGCAGGGCAGGUGCAGGAAGCAAGGCCGGGCGGCAAGGGCAGGGGAUCUGUGGGGCGCAGAGGAGGGCUGAUUCUGGUUCGGUGCAGAGGAGCUGGCCGCAGGGCUUGGGGCGCAGGGAGAAGGCCGGGGUGUGUGGGGAAGAAGAAGUUUCUGGAGAGCAAAAGAUUUAAUCUUUUUUUUUAUUUUAUAUAUUUUUUUUAAUCUGAUUUUUUUUUUUUUUUUGGUUUUUGGGUUAAAUGGGUUUUGGGUUUUGGUUUUGGUUUUGGGUUUGGGUUUUGGGUUUUGGUUUUGGGAUUUUGGGUUUUUGAUUUUCGACUUCAAUGCAUUUUACCCUUCAACUUUUCAUCUCUUCAAUUAAGUCCCUUCUUUCUUCUUCUCCCACUUUUUCGUGACAUUUCCUUUUUGCUCGCCAACCUAACAAUGAAAGUAAAAAUUGAAC
Messenger RNA from Rubroshorea leprosula, 663 nucleotides. The record is from the annotation of a GenBank genome assembly. NCBI's taxonomy places the organism in Eukaryota, Viridiplantae, Streptophyta, Magnoliopsida, Malvales, Dipterocarpaceae.